AUGCCGUGACCCAAAUGGUGUACCCAUAACUCUCUUCUUUCUUUUUUUGUUCUUCUUUUCCAUUCAUUUUGUCGCCAGCGAGAAUCAUUCAUUUCCAGUGGUUUCCUUUUUCCCGUUUCAAAAUUUUCGUUCUUUCGUAUAUUUUAAUCAUUUAAGGAGGGAAGGGAAAGAUAAAAGUUUCAAGAGAGAGAGAGAGAGAGAGAGAGAUAGUGAGAGAGAAUCCCACAGAUCUCUCCUCUUGUUAAUCGCAGGAAUUCGUAGAUCUGUCUCGCCAUCAAAUGGGUCUGUGGGAUGCUUUUCUCAAUUGGCUCCGAAGCCUCUUUUUCAAGCAGGAAAUGGAGCUUUCUUUGAUCGGGCUUCAAAAUGCUGGGAAAACGUCAUUAGUAAAUGUUGUUGCUACUGGUGGAUACAGUGAAGACAUGAUCCCUACGGUGGGAUUCAAUAUGAAGAAAGUAACUAAAGGAAAUGUUACUAUAAAGUUGUGGGAUCUUGGUGGUCAGCCCAGGUUUCGUAGCAUGUGGGAGAGAUACUGCCGUGCAGUCUCUGCUAUCGUUUACGUUGUUGACGCUGCCGAUCACGAUAACCUCAGCAUCUCAAGAAGUGAACUCCAUGAUUUGCUUAGCAAAUCAUCGCUGAGUGGAAUUCCAUUGCUGGUGUUAGGCAACAAGAUUGACAAGCCAGGAGCCCUCUCCAAGGAAGCAUUGACUGAACAAAUGGGACUCAAAUCUAUUACUGAUAGAGAGGUAUGCUGCUAUAUGAUCUCAUGCAAAAACUCAACCAAUAUCGAUUCAGUUAUCGAUUGGCUUGUCAAGCAUUCCAAAUCAAAGAGCUGAGCAAAGUCUUGUUUUGUCCAUUUGGAUCUGUAUUUGCCAAGAUUUCGUUAGACGGAUCUUCUUCUUCUUAUUUUUUUUGAGUGGCUGUUGGUGGUGAGGUUUGCUUGUCUUUAACUUGGUUGCUAAUUGUGUUACCGGGUGUCUUCUACUUUUCAUCUGUUUCCAGGUAAUGUGUAUUGACACUGUUGUAUAUUAAUUUAUUUGUCCAGUGGAGACUAUUUGUGUG
This is a messenger RNA of Rhododendron vialii, 1059 nucleotides long. RefSeq names its product ADP-ribosylation factor-like protein 8b. NCBI's taxonomy places the organism in Eukaryota, Viridiplantae, Streptophyta, Magnoliopsida, Ericales, Ericaceae. The record is from RefSeq and is a predicted model, not a curated record. The transcript is spliced from 6 exons. The coding region runs from base 279 to 833 and encodes 184 amino acids. Gene Ontology annotation, molecular function: GTP binding; GTPase activity. Gene Ontology annotation, biological process: protein transport.